This is a messenger RNA of Lichtheimia ornata, 2784 nucleotides long. RefSeq lists its product as uncharacterized. Lineage: Eukaryota; Fungi; Mucoromycota; Mucoromycetes; Mucorales; Lichtheimiaceae. Bases 1 to 2784 code for a protein of 927 amino acids. Gene Ontology annotation, molecular function: GTPase binding. The transcript has 3 exons. The record is from RefSeq and is a predicted model, not a curated record.
AUGACGGGAACAUCAGUUCUUUCACCAACGCCUGAAGCAGAUCGCGUACUCGACACACCGUUGCAUCAUCAACCCAAGGCAUCCCCCACCAGCAAUGAGACACUAGGUGGACUCCACAUGAUCAAAGAACGCGAUGAAGAAAGUGGCGAGCAGCAGCAGCAGCAGGAUAGAGACACUGUUCGACAAAAAUAUGAGAGCAUGACCUAUGAUGACUUGGCACAACGCAUGGCAGAGAAUUACAAGCAACUUUCAGCUGUAUUAGGCACCAAUGCUUUGAAUGCUAUGAGAGAAUCAACAUCAUCGACGACACGAGACGAGCAUGAAGAACGAGAAGCGACUGAAACAGGAGAUGCAAAGACGGCUGAUAUUGAUAAUGAUGAUCAUGGAUUGGAUGAUGAUGAUGAUGUUGAUGAGGAACAAGUGAUUGAUCGAGAUGAUAUUGAUGACAAGACCAAACGAGCCAAGAUGACCAAACUAUUUUGUCGAGCAGCAUCGACUGGAGACGUUGACAAGGUGACGCAGUUGCUACGUGGGCGAUAUCGGUCUUACAUUGAUAUCGAUGCAAGGGAUGAGGACGGCACUACGCCCUUGAUCUACGCCGCCUGCUUUGGCAAAGUCGAGAUUGCACAAGCUCUAUUGGAUGCAGGAGCAAAGACGGAUGUCCAAGAUUCUUUCGGAUGGUCAGCAUUAAUGUGGGCAACCAACAACAACCAAGAUGCGCUUGUCAAGGUUCUUCUCGAGAAUGGUGCAUCAUCACAUACCAAGUCAGCCAAAGGUCGCACCGUUUUCGACUUUGUCAACACCGAUAAUCAAAAGAUAGUGGAGAUCUUGGCAACCAAUCCACGUGAUAGCGUAUCAUCCACUUCGAGUAUCCUUGGUCGUGCAGCUGGUAGCAUGUCUUCAGGCUCAUCCAGUGCCGGUGAUUAUGAUUUCUAUUAUCAAUCGACACUUGAAGGCUAUGAUCAUUUCAUGACCGAGGAAGCUGAUCGACGUCGCAAACUACUGGAGACAGCCAUGGCACUUGCUGAUGGUGGAGUUCAUCCUAGUGAUGUUGAUGAUGAUGAUAAUCCAUUGGAUGAUCACGAUGACUUGGAUGAUGAUGGCAAUGGCAGCGGCAGUGAUAUGGAUGAACCAGCUGAAUUCAUAUGGGACAAAUGUUUACCGGAUCAAAUGUUUGUAUUCAGUGCUGACAACUUGCCAUACAUUCUCAACACAAUCAUCACCGAUAUUCAACUUCCUGUUCGUUCACGUCAAGAAAUCUGUGUACCAGCCAAUGUCGUAUUCUUGAGCGCCCGUUUUGCCCAUUACUUUUCAGGAGAUGAACUUUUGCAGCAAGUCAUGAAUGGUGCCGUUGAACGUAUUAGCAACGAAAUCAAGUCCAAUGCACGUAAUGUACACAUCUUGGCCUUUUGGAUCACCAAUGCGACACAGCUCUUGUAUUAUCUCAAAAAGGAUGUGGGGCUUGUUGUAGCCACUGCCGAGCAUCAAUUGCGUAUCUCUGAACUUGUAUCUGAAAUCUACAACUUGAUCAUCAAUGAUGCUGAGAGACGCUUGGCCAAGAUUCUUACACCAUCCAUGCUUGAGCAUGAGCAGAUACCUGGAAUGGAGGAUGUCAACUUUGCAGACGAUUGGCAACGAUUUUUCAGACGCAGUAGCCGACGCUCCGUUGUCGUGCCACCCGAUGGUGGUCUUGCAGUACAGAUGAAACGCAGCUCCAGUGUGCUUAGCACCAACAGCACAAUGGCCAAUACCAACAAUAGCGCAUGCGCUGCACAUGCUAUUUCACCACAAUCGAUCACAAGCUUAUUGACAUCAACGCUCUACGUGCUCCAAUCAUAUGAUGUACAUCCAGCCAUCAUUGUUCAAGCCCUUGCACAAUUCUUCCAUUACAUGUCAUGUGAGCUCUUCAAUCGCAUUUUGACCAACAAGAAGCUCUUGUGUCGAUCCAAGGCAUUACAAAUUCGUAUGAACAUGUCACAAAUCGAGGAUUGGAUCACGCAAGAGCACCUCCCUUCAAGCCUUGUCAGCUAUCUCGAGCCUACCAAUCAGCUAUUACAAUUACUACAAUGUUUGACGCAUUUGCAAGACUUGGUCAGCUUUAUUCACACCGUCAAGAAAUUUGAUGCUUUGAAUGCUUUGCAAGUGAAACGCUGUGUGACCAAUUAUCGCUACGAAGUCAAUGAGCCACGACUACCAGAGGAGAUUGAGAAAUACGCCAUUCAGCUUGCUGAGGAUACAGUGCGCUUCAAACAAGCACGAUCGAUUGAACAAUUACGCAAGAAAAAGAGCAACACAGCUAUGGCUCGUACUCAAAGUGUAUCGCUACGCCGUAGCCCAUCUCGUCGUGAGAGCGUAACGAACUUUGUGGGAUCCAUCAUGUCCAGUGUUGGUAUCACGACAUCCAACUCUUUGCCACCUACGCUGCCAUCAGAAGAAGAAGAAUCAUCAUCGUCACAGCAACAAGAGGAGAAAAAGAGCUCUGAAAGUAUCCAGGAACCGGAAAAACAAGCUAGCAAUGCAGAAGCCCCAUCAUCUUCAGCCGAUAAUAAGCGGCCAUCACGAUCCGAAUCCAGUGAAGAUGAAGAAGAGGAGCGACAAACGGAUGUGAAGGAAACACGUGAUUCGAAAUUCAUGCUUCCUUUCUCUGUACCAACUACAGCUCAUAUGGUCAGUAUCACUGGAUGGGCCCCUGAUAACGUCAAACGUCAAGAACGAAUGAUUUCACCCGUGAUUCCUGAUGAGUGGAUGGACAAGCUGGAUAAUGCCAAUACUUGCAUUGAGUAA